This is a messenger RNA of Anguilla rostrata (American eel), 1940 nucleotides long. Its product is annotated as ankyrin repeat domain-containing protein 61-like. The transcript has 3 exons. The coding region runs from base 341 to 1192 and encodes 283 amino acids. Gene Ontology annotation, molecular function: protein binding. NCBI's taxonomy places the organism in Eukaryota, Metazoa, Chordata, Actinopteri, Anguilliformes, Anguillidae. The record is from RefSeq and is a predicted model, not a curated record.
CAGCGAAACUAGCUACAUCGCACGAGAAGACCAGAUUGCGACCCAGCAUGUUGCCAUCUUGCCCAUUCACCUGGCUGCUAUUUACAGGAAAGUACAGAGCCUAGAAAUCCUCUUGCAUUCUGGUGCUGACCCAGAGAGAAGGGACCACCGUGGGUGCAGUGCUCUACAUCUAGUGAUCUCUCACUGGCCCAGGAUCACCAGGACCGGGUCCAAACCACGCAGCAAGUUCGAGACCGCCCUGGCCGCCGCUGAGCAACGAGCAGAGGCCUGCCUGAGCUUGCUGUGUCACUUUGGGGCCGAUGUCAACGCGCGGGUGGAGAGAGACGGCGGGCACACCGCCAUGCACCUGGCCGUGCGCUACGGAGCCCUGCCCGCCGUGGGCAUCCUGGCCAGCCACGGCGCCCGCGUCAACACGCCGGACGGCUUGGGCAUGCUGCCCCUGCACGUGGCGGCCGCCGCGCUGGACGCGGACAUGGCCGCCAGCCUCGUAGCGCAGGGGGCGGACGUGAACGCAGCCGUGCCCCGGUCCGGGUCCACCGCCCUGCACAUGGCCGUCCUGGCGGCGCUCAGCGCAGCCGGGGCGGCCCCGCCCGCGGGCCUCAGCUGCGUGGGCCUGCUGCUGGGGCACGGAGCUGCGCCCAACGCGCGGGACGGGGCCGGCCGGACGCCCCUGCACCAGGCCUGCCAGGACGGCCGGGAGGAGGCCGCGGACGUGCUCCUCAGGCACGGGGCCGACGUCAACGUCCCCACCUCCCUGGGCGAAAACUGCCUCUUCCUGCUCCUAGAUCGCACCGCCAACCUGGAGCGAGCGUCGCUCCUGUGCAAAGUGCUCGGGCUGACCUACCCCCUGAGCAUCACCAACAGCCAGGGGGCGCUCCCCAGGGCCCUGCUGCUGCCCGAGCACCAGGCCCAGAGGGACCUGCUGCUGCAGCUCUGCCAGCACCCCCUCAGCCUCCAGGACACAUGCAGGAUCCACAUACACCGGCAGUAUGGGGAGAGGUCCAGACCCAGACUCAGGGAGAUGCUGCCUGAAAAGCUACACAGCUUCCUGUACAGCAGCUGGAAGUGCCCAGUGGGAAUAUCGUUUCCUGGUAUGCGCCCGAGUGUAGACAAUCAAACAGCAGGGCAUUUACCCAGAACACCCGCAGAUGUGAACACUGUGGAGGUACAUGCCACCGCUGGCCAUAUCUGAUGUGCCAUUACUAAUUUAAAUACAUAAAGCCAUGAAGAAAAGGCAUUGGUAUAUUUACACAUUAUGAUCUUUGUUAUCCACACAAGUGCAGUUGAAGGCAAUAACAUACCUUAAGGUCUCUGUGCAUGAUUCCCUUUGAGUGAAUAUAUUUCACCCCUUCAAGUAUUGCCCGAAGAAUGUUGAAUGUACGUUCUGUAUCCACACAUCCGUAAGGAUCUGUAGAUCAAUACAAAAACACAUUCAUUUAAAUUGCAGAUACUACGGUCCUGGUCCAACAUACCUACAUUCUUGCUAAAAGUCUUUUUCUUUGAUUAUGGUAGAUUUAAUAAAAUGUAUUUAAACAGUGUGGACUGUAGAGUUAGACACAGGCAAACAGAUUCUUUGCAAAGGGCAGGCCCAUUGAUAAAAGGGAUCCCGCUCAAUUUUAAGACCACACCUACUCCUGCUUCUUGUGUUUUCAGCCAAAGAAAUUUAGGUUUGUUUGACUGAAUAAUAAAAAAACUGUCUGGUUUGAUUAAAUUAAUUACACUCUUGAACUGAAGAGGUGCAUCUAACUGAAUCUUGUGGUUAAUCUUGAAUAGAAAGCCUUGCACAGAAAAAUGGGAAUAUUGAGAGUGGAAGAGAACAUUGUACCCAUCACUGUUGUUGCCCUUGAUAUGCCUGUUGCUCCAGUGAUUUUUAUGGAAUGUGACAUUCCUUGGUAGCCUUGCACGCUUGCUCGGCAAAUAAAUAAAUAAAUAAAUAACUA